Molecule: messenger RNA, 427 nt
Organism: Cyprinodon tularosa
Lineage: Eukaryota; Metazoa; Chordata; Actinopteri; Cyprinodontiformes; Cyprinodontidae
Product: interferon alpha-inducible protein 27-like protein 2A
Exons: 4
Coding region: 114-416 (100 amino acids)
Biological process (GO): apoptotic signaling pathway
Cellular component (GO): mitochondrion; membrane
Source: RefSeq, a predicted model, not a curated record
AGCAGGACUGUGGAAUGUGACGUUGUGGAUUUUUUUUUUUUCUUUUUUUCAGGAUCUCAUCCAACCUAUAUAAAGCCUGGACUUCUCUGUAUGCUCCACUGUUCUAACGCAAUAUGGGACUACUAACGGUUGCCGCUGCUACGGCUCUUGGUGCAGGAGGCGCCGUGGUGGCGGCCCCUGUGGUUUUGGGAGCCAUUGGUUUCACCUCAGUGGGGAUUGCGGCCGGUUCAAUGGCUGCGAGCAUGAUGUCUUCAGCAGCAAUUGCUAAUGGAGGAGGAAUUGCAGUUGGAUCAACUGUAGCUGUUUUACAAUCAGCAGGUAUGGCCGGUUUAGGCACUGCUGCAACAGCAGGAGUGGCCACUGCUGGGGGAACUAUUGCUGGAGCUCUUGGUGGACUUGCAGCCCUUAUUAUUUGAAUCAUCAAUUA